Messenger RNA from Aedes aegypti (yellow fever mosquito), 8187 nucleotides. Its product is annotated as high affinity cGMP-specific 3',5'-cyclic phosphodiesterase 9A. The transcript has 14 exons. NCBI's taxonomy places the organism in Eukaryota, Metazoa, Arthropoda, Insecta, Diptera, Culicidae. Gene Ontology annotation, molecular function: 3',5'-cyclic-GMP phosphodiesterase activity. Bases 3056 to 7222 code for a protein of 1388 amino acids. Gene Ontology annotation, biological process: cGMP catabolic process. The record is from RefSeq and is a predicted model, not a curated record.
AAAGUCUGUGCAGCGCACGUUGCUUUAGACCAAGACCGCCGUCGUCCCGGAGAGCGGGAGAGAGCACGCAAGUCUCGCUCGAAGAAGCGUGUCGGAGAGUGUGGUGACAACGAUCACUGAUGUGCGCGCGCUGAGUACAAGUCAGCGGGGUUCGGGGUCGGGGUGUCCCGCAGCUGUAAUCGACGGAGUCCGCCGCGCGAGUUAACUAAUGGCGACGACGACGACGACGACGACGACUGCGACUUCGGCCGUACUGUGGAUGAGUAGCAGUGGAGUCACUGGCGCGGAUGGACGUGUUUGGUGUUUGAUAUUCUAGCUAAACUUGACCCGGGUUGUCGAAAGGUUCCCUUGCACGCGUGCAGCGUUUCUGCUUCUGUGCGGGUAUCAAGAACUUCGGGACGUAGAACUUCUCUUUCGCGUUUUGAACUCUGCGGAUCUGCGGCUUUGCGGUUUUUGAACGGAAGGUUGAAUCGAAUCGGUGAACUCUAUGGGACACUUCUGUUCGUGUUACCGAAGGGACAGCACCAAUGUAGAUCAUUGGCGAUCUAAUGCGUACUGAUAUUCUGUUUGCGGUUUCGGUCGAGAAACUGAAAAAGAUUACAAUUUCGGCGCUGACCGUAUGGAAAUUUUGCGUGUGCGAAACAGAGACGGAACAUAGGUUUAAUCGCCAAUUGGGACGGUGGAUCCGAACAAGAAGGCAGAGAGUGGGAAAGAGAGCGAGAGCACGAUAAGAGAAAGAAGCGCGAUGAACGUGGUUUGGACGAUUUGAAGGGUCAACGAAGCAGAAAGCGGUUAUGGGCCGGGGGAGGAAUGUUUAUAAAUUAAUAUUAAUUCAAUCAACAAGAACGAGUGCGACGAAGAACCUAGAAGAAGCGAGAUCAGUCAUUACAAGUCGGGAGUGCAGUUGAAAAACCGUGAAGUUCCUACGGUCCAAGAGGGACCAUGGUCUUGAAGUGCAUCUAAGCUAUCGGUCAGUGGUUGCAAUUGCGCUUGGCAUUCGUGAAGAAACGUUUGCGCAAACGUAGAAUACGCAAACGCAUCCCACGCUGUGCACCCAAAAGUGUCUCAUUGUUGUGUCGAGUGUGAAGGUGAGAUCGUUUUAUAUAUGGCUUAUGGAUCAUUCGGUGUGACAUAUGAACCACCCAAGUGCUGUUUCUGCAUAUCACAGUGACAUGUAGUGAAGCAAACCGUGCUUCUUCAAAAAACGUGAUCUAGACAGAACUGCACUCGCGUUCGCCUGGUCGUUUUUGUGAUUGCUUGCCGGUCAAACGAAAAUAAAUAAAAGAAAAAAAGUCCUACCGAAGAGAGAAUGAAUGUGAUUUUGUGUAGUUGUUAUUGUUAUUCAUAACCACCACCAGCAGGAGCAGCAUCAGCAGUGUAGAGAGAGAGCGCCGAUCGGGAACGGAUGCUGUAGGAGGAUCAUCUCUCAAGAUCAAUCUGGAACACCAAGGAAAAGUGUCGAGAGUGCAGCACUGAGAACCUGCAUUCGUUUGUUUAGAAACCGAAGCGUGCUUUCAACCGUCAACGUAAACAUUAGUCGCGGCGAACUGCAAACAGUUCAGAAUUUGCAAACAAUCAAACAUUGGCAAUUGCAACACAGCAACGAGUAGCAACUGGCGCACGCAAUCGACUGCUCUUCCUAAACGGGAGCACCUACUAACUACACUCGGCCUGUUGGUUCCAUUUCAACUUCACAAGCUUUAACCGUUCAAGUUGAAGAUAUUACCCGGAUUCGGAGCCCGUCGGCAAACAACUCACCGACGUUCAUCGGCAUCUGAAUCGGCGUUACGAGCACACGUGUCGAAAAAUUGAAUAUUUUCGCAACAAAAAGGCUCAUCAUAUUAACCACCACCCCAAACCCGACCCAUCUAACCCAAGUAGUUCAAGUUGAACAGUGCCGUAAGUCCGUGUCUGUGUAGUGUAAGUGUUUGUCGUUCUUCACUUAGCCGUUCAUAAAUAUAUCUGUGUCUGUGAGUGUAUCUGUUAGUGUUAAUCUAAAAGCAGCAAAGCUUUUGUGGACUUGUCCCCGAAAAUAAGGCAACGACGACGGAGCCACCAAAUUAAAGGGUAACACAUAACUACACAACGCUGGAACUUUAGUUGACAACCGACUAAGACGGGACGGAAGAAGUCUGACCUCAGAAGAAGAAGACGAGGAAAGGGGCAAAGGCGAGUCUCAGUGUCAGCAGUGGCGAAUAAUGCUGAUUUAUAACAAUUUUGCCGUUAUUGAGUGAAACUGCUCGUUAGUGAGGGAGGACUCUGUUGGAAACGUGAACUGCAUUGCAGCGAAGAUAUGAAUAAUAACAUAGUGUAGAGGGAUCGGUGAGGGGUAUACCAAGGAUAUCGGAAGAAAGAGAGGGUGGAAAAGUUUCUUUAUUGAAGGUUGGCGGUGAAAAGCUUGAGCGCGGGAUUGACGGAAGUGGAAGAAAGAGCACAAGGAGAGAGGAAAAGAAAUGUGUCGGGAAAAGUCCGAAGAAAGGCAAAUCAAGUGAAGCUCAGCCAGGAAGAAAGAGAAGAUUAACCGAAGAAAAGGUGCAGGGGUGCGAAAGAUGCCGUUGAAGAGGUGAAAAAGUGGUUUUGGCAGAAAGUGGAAGGAGGAGAUAGUCAGCCAGUUAAGUGUGUGGCUUUGUGAGGCCCCUCGGUGUGUGUGUCGCUCCGUGUAUACGUUUUGAUGCCAUUAUUACAGACUACAUUAUGGAAAAUUAUAGCUAGAGGAGUGUCAUUCGCGGUGACGGCGCUCGAAAAGGAAACAAAAGAAGGAUAAACCGUUCACCUGGAAACCGAUCGCAGCCAGAUCCCCCGAAAGCACUCUGGAAGCUGGAGCACUGCGAGAUUCAACCAACAAACAAUUCUUCCCAUCGUCACUGAAGAUCCACCGAAUCGCCCAUCGUUGAAUGACAAUCGUCCAGAAAUCCAGUAGCUUCCGUAAGUCUCACCGGCGUUCGUCUCUUCUACCCACAGCCGUCCUGGACCGGAUCCGCUUCUUGCACUGCCCGCAGCCCGCCGGGCCACGCAUUGACCUUCUUCGCCUCGAGGCACCCACGGAACAGCUCGAAUGUACCACAAGGCACCAGACGGCCACCGCGGAGUAGAUGUGAAGCUGUUGGCCGAACUGGGAUAUCUAGCGGAACGGUUACGAAACCACGAACAGCGCUGGGAGCUGGCCGAGCUGAAAGAUCUCCACAAGCGGAUCGUACUGAGCUUCGAUGAGCUUCCGUUGAAUGUGGUCCAGGCCUCGGUGGACAGUCAGCUACGACCGGUCCAGUCGGAACUUCACGGGCGCUCCCAGCUGCAGCAGGAAGUCGAACGAGCGGCGGAAGCGUCGCAGAAAGUGGAAGCCACCAAAAGGCAGCAACGUCUGCAACGAAUACAACAAUCCACCCAACCGAGUCCAUGUGACGACGUCGACCAUGCCAAAUUAGUGCAAUUAGAGGACUUUCUCAUCUCAUUCUACCGCAGUUACGCCGAAACACGCAAAGUUAGCCCCAAGUGCAAAAAGACCAAGAAACCACGUAACGUGGCCACCAAAGACAAGGUGUUUCCCUUUCUGCCAUCAUCUUCAUCGCGAUCAUCAAUAGCGUCUUCAUCGAGUUCGACCGAGGCCGGACCUCGAGAACAGUGUGAUAGCCAGUGUGCCACGGCCACCGCCAACGACGACAAACAGCCAAAGCAACUCCACCCGGAACAAUCAUUCAAUACAUCGCAGGCCGAUCGUACUAUGAACCAGGAUCGCGAACCCGGAGAUCCAAACUCAGUAGUUGUUGAACCCGCACAAGCCACCGACAAACCAACGUCUACGUCUGCGUUGAACGACGAGGACGAAGCGCAAACCAGUGCCACCACAAUCGACGACAAUCAAAGUGAUGCCAAACCAAUCGACAGCCCCAGUCCUGGUGCCGGAAGCUGUUCGACGACGCCGCAGCGAUCAAUCGCGCGACCCACCCCGGAUAGCACAACCAAAGACGAAGACGAGGACGCAACGACGACAACCACGACAACUACAACCUCUCCCAAUCAGCCAACCGUAGUCAAUGUCGAGGAAGCGGAACCGCAGGAUCAGAAACGUCCCUCCCUGGAUGCCCCAACGUCUUCCUCCAUCACGGCACCAAGGCCCGGAAUGGCUUCGGGAUGUGGCGAUGGCGAUAGCACGGAACCGGACGAGGAGGAAGACGACGACGAUGAUGACGAUGGCCGUUGCGGCGGAGGUUUCGGGGUGGAUGCUGUCGAGCGAAACAAGCUGCGGAAGAGAAUCUCGGAGCUGGCGAACAACUUUGCCAGCGCCAAGCAGUUUCAGCAGAUGUGCGACAAUAUCGAGGCGAUCAACGACGUGGAGCUGAGGGCGCUGAUCCGGGAGCUGAAGCGCAAGAUCGACUUUGCCGAGCGGAUGAAUUGGUUGUGUCUCAGCAGCCGGCCUCGGUGUCCUCCGCACCGGAAGACCAGCCUGCCGAAGCACUCGGACGUGAAGAAGCGCUUCCUGGAGAUUGCGGACACGACACUGCCGGACGAGGUGAAGGCCGCCCUCCGGCUGCCGGCGUUCGAUUCCUACGAGUGGGAGGACUGGGACGUGAUUCACCUCAUGCAGACCAUGUUCGUCGAGCUGAACCUGCUGGAGAAGUUUCAGAUCCCGCGGGAAACGCUGCGGGAGUGGCUGUACGAGGUCUACAAGCACUACAACGACGUCCCGUUCCACAACUAUCGGCACUGCUUCUGUGUGGCGCAGAUGAUGUACGCCAUCACCUGGCAUACGAAUCUGGUGCAGCGACUGGGCGAAUUGGAGGUGCUGAUCCUGCUGGUAUCCUGCAUCUGCCACGAUCUGGACCAUCCCGGUUACAACAACAUCUACCAAAUCAACGCCAGGACCGAGCUCGCAUUGAGAUACAAUGACAUUUCUCCGCUGGAGAAUCACCACUGUUCGAUUGCAUUUCGACUGCUGGAGCAUCCGGAUUGUAACAUUUUCCGCAACAUGAGCAAAGACUUGUACAAAGACGUCCGUGAGGGCAUCAUCCGUUGCAUCCUGGCCACGGACAUGGCCCGUCACAAUGAAAUCCUAACACAGUUCCAAGAGGCUACCCCCGUUUUCGACUACAACAAUAAGGUUCAUACGAAUUUGCUAUGCAUGGUGCUAAUCAAGGUGGCGGACAUCUCUAACGAGGCCCGCCCCAUGGACGUGGCCGAACCGUGGCUGGAUCGGCUACUGCAGGAGUUUUUCGCUCAAAGUGCCGCCGAAAAGUCCGAAGGCCUGCCGGUGACGCCCUUCAUGGACCCGGACAAGGUCAGCAAACCGGGUAGCCAGGUGCGGUUCAUCGGGUUGGUGCUGCUGCCGUUGUUCGAAGCCCUCGGCGAACUGCUGCCGGAGUUGACCGAUCUGAUCAUCACCCCGGUUCGGGUGGCCUUGGAUUACUACAAGAAGCUGAACGACGUGGCGACCAGGGCGCGCCGUUCCAUUGCCGAGGCGGAGCAAUCGUCGGAGAACAACAGUACGGCUACGACGGGAACGACGGGAACUGCCACGGCCGGAACCGGAGUCAGCAGUGGAACGACUACGGGCGGAACGGGAACCGGAUCGGGACCGGGCACGGCAGGACUGGGAACCAGCUCAACCGGGUCGCCUCAGUUGCCACGGUCGCAGAGCGGCAUCAGCGUCAAGUCCAGACGUAGUAUCCCCUCGCAAACAUCCGCCUCUAGAAUCUCUGUUGAUGAGCCUAUUUUAAUUACAGCCGAGCUGCACGACCUUCCGGAGGGCAGUGAGAGUGGAGACUCGGAGACGGCCACCGAAGUGGAUGUUGCGGAGAAAACGUCCCGCUUCAAGGUGGACACCGAGAGUAGCCACCGGAAGCAAUCGCACCCGAGUUCCCGCAAGGGGAGCCGCGAGAAGCGCCCGUCGAUGAUCGGCGAGUACUACACGACAGGUACGCGCAUUCGUGGCUCCCACGGCAACAUUCAGCAUACUAAUCGAACGUAUUUUGGUUCAAAUCGUGCCAUUAGCUUAGACCAGUACAGUAACAGCCGCCGAAUGUCCGACGGCAUCCAGAUACAGACGGUGGUGUCCGAUAACAGUGUUUACUACCAUCAGCGGCAGCACCGUAGUCUGGAGCAUGAUUCCAUAGGCGGCGGUGGCGGUAUGUACUCUUCGUCGGACCGCAGCACCAGUCUGAACAGUAGCAAUGAGCAACAGCAGUUGCUGCAGCAAUUACAGCAGCACACGCAGCAACAACAGGGGCCAUUUCAAUCUAGUCACCAUGCGCAUUUUCACCAUCACCAUCACUACCAGCAGGCAGCGGCUGCUUUGCAUCAGCUGCGGGCCGUUCAAGACUGUGAGAACAUGAAUAUUAGCGUACCUUCGACGACGACGACGGCAACGGCUGCAGCGGCAACUUCGGGAAAGUUAUAUGCGAAUUUGAAUAACAACAACAACAGCAGUAACAACAACAAAAAUAUUGGCAAGAAGAUGAACUGGUGUCAGCAACAGAAGCUGGAGAAGAUAAGGAACGCGAGUAACAACAAUAACAAUGGAGGAAGCGCAGGAGAAGAAGCAAGUAAUUACGGAACAAGCGGUUCAGCGGGGAAAGGUGCCAGCGCAGGAAUCAAUGGAACGAAUGGGACUGCGUCAAAAUCAAUCAUAUCAAGACUGAGACAGCUGACGGGAAGGCUGAGCUUUAAUUUUGACUCGAAGGAAUCGAAAAAGCUCCAGUCAACGGCUGGAGGUGAUGUAGUAGACGGAGGUGAAUCGCUCCAGAUGGAUGGAUCGGGAAAAGGAGGCAACGGUGGUUGUCUACAGAAGAAGUCUCGUCUGCUGGAGAAGUCGAAGACUGUUGAUGUUGGGGGUUCGGUUGCGAUCUGUGGUGGAGGUGAAGGAUUGGGAGAGUACUGCUGUGCCGCCGGUGUAAUACUGAAUCAACCAAAAUCAAUAUCGCCUAUUCUUAUGCAACACCGGAACAGUGAUAUUAUAAGCUCGAUCAACACGGCGCGGAACCGAGCCUACAGCUUGGACGUACCGAUCGGUCGCAACUGUUGCCGGAGUUUGAGUGGUAGUACGGCCGGAGGAGGAGGUUCCAGUUGUGGAGGAAGUCAUAAGAGUUUGACGUUUUCGUUGAACAAAUCACUGAACGAGGAAGCGAACGAUACGACGAUAAGCUCUGGAGGUGGUGGCGGUGGUGGUUUACGCCAGCCACCGUUAGAUGACGCUACCAAAAGUGGUGGCAGCAUAAGCGAAACCAUUUGACAACACCCUUACGAACCAUCACUGCAGGGCAUCUUGCUGGCUUCGAGCUCACUUCAGACGGAUUCUCCAACACCACCGCCAUCGUCCAGGCAGUCUCAUCAGUUGUUACCAGCGAGCAGCAGCUCCGGCGGAAGUAACCCACAGCCACCACUUCUGCAGUACAAUCGAAGACAAUCUUCGCAGGACGGUUCAGGACCGGGUGGUGCAGCUGGAUGUCAACGGGCUCCCUACGCCGAAUCGGAGUCGAUUUCAUCCAAACACACUUCGGUAUUAGUCAGCUAUUGGGCUUGUCUAACGGAACGGAUGAGCUCACUGAUCUGCAAGUGCUGCGAGCGUACACUGCCCCCGGCGGAGAGCGUCUGAAAUCAGGGGCACUGAGGGGCGGUCGAAGCAGCUGGAGAGGGGUGCAGUGCUGUGAAUGGUUCGGGCGAGAAUGGGACCUUCCUCGAAGUAGGUUAUAUUCGAUAAAAUUAGCUUGAAAAUUUCGAUUGCAGCGCUCCUGCAAUUUUUAUAGAUUAGAGAAUAUACUAAACUAAGCAAAUUGACCAAAAAAAAAAGACAAGUUCAAAAAGUGUUUGAACCACAAUAAGGACGCGAAGAAUCAAUUGAAAUACUCAGUCAGUUUGGAACCAUCUUUAGCCAAUCACAUUUCGAAUGUUAAUCCGACAAAAAGCGAACAUAUCACUUUCUACUGUUCUAAUGACAACAAACACAUACAUUUAGCCAAAACGAAACGUCAAUCCGAAUUUAUGCACCUGUUUGACUCAUUCGUCGGUCCCACUAAAGCACUGAAACAAAGAUAGAACUCUGACUAUACGAUAUAGGCAUUACGGUGCAUGACGACAACUUAAGGCCCCGUAUUUAUCCAUUAGUGCACAGAAUCUAAACUUUUGAGCGAUCCAAUGACAAAACACAACCUCCUGGCUUUCGGUUCUACCGUUCGAAUAAAAGUACCUUAUAACGUG